GCCCAACUGUUUUUGUAUCGUAUAGUUCCUUUCUUACCAAUCUGCGUUUCCUUCAUCUGUUCUGCUCUUUUGACAAUUGCAACUUUGCUUUAUAAUUAUACAAAUCGUUCAAUUCUGCUUUGCCUUGAUAAUUUUCCAAUUCCACCUGCAAUUUCUUACUUUUUCAUCUCCCUUAUAAGAAGAAUGUCUAGCCCAGAGGUCACUAUCACCCUUGGCCGCUCCGGCCAGGUGGUGACAAAGGGAGGCAAAAGGUCUAGAGGAGAGGGAUUUGGGAGUAAUGGUGAUAGCAACUUGUUUUCUGCAAACAAGAGGAAUCGAGGAGAUGGAAUGAAGCAGGGUAUUGUCCUAAAUGGAGUUAAUGGUAACAGUGAAGGAUCCCGAAUUGCUAAAAAUGAUCUCCGACUGAAACUGAUGCGAAAAAGGCUAUCUAAGAAAAUUCAGAAAGAGAAAAAGGAAACUGACCCACACAAAAAGCUGGUGAAGGUCAUUCACCCUCCUAUGAGUUCUGUGAGUUCUUACAUGCUGCCAGAUGGGUCUGAACCCAGUGGAAGUAACUUUUUGCGGCAAAUUCAUCAUAGAGAAAUUGCAGAUGAUUUGCAUCAAGUGGACUCACUAGGAAAAUAUUACUCAUAUCAUCCAAUGGGAGGAUCAAGAACUAGAUCUUCUGAUCGGAUUUUAAACAGUUACAACAGGUCAUCACCACCAAGAAAUUUUGAUGAAAUGAGGAAAGUUAUGCCUGUGAGGAUUGCUGAUGAUUCAAGAGGUCGGCGGGUUUUGAGUGAUGAAAUUCUUGAUUCUUCUAGAUUGGCCAGCUCCCAACCUUUAUUAAUAAAAGCUGCCUCUCAAACUGGGAAUGUAGGAACACGAAUGGCACCAACAAGAGGCAUCAUGCAAACUGUGUCACAUAUGGGCGAGGAACCUCAAACUGUAUCUGGCUUCCUGCAUUCUCUUGGUUUGGGGAAAUAUGUGGUCAAUUUUCAGGCGGAAGAAGUAGAUAUGACUGUAUUGACGCAAAUGGGGGAUAAAGAUCUCAAAGAAAUGGGGAUACCUAUGGGACCAAGAAAGAAGAUUCUCCUUGCUCUUUUGGCCCUCCUGAAACGGCGAACGUCAUGACUGCAACACUGGAUGGCUGCUCUUUGGGGAGAGAUUCCCGGCUACAUUUAAUCUAGGUGAGUGAUGAGACGUGUUUCUUUUGGAAGUUGGCAUGGAACUCUGUAAUUGGUUUGUUUAUGAAGAAUGUAUAUGAUUCUGAAAGUAGAUUAUGAUUGGAGUUGUUAGUAAAUUGAAUAGGAUGAGAUUGUCAACGCUGAAAUGUAUACUGCUGUUAGGGAUUGAAGAUCCCUUCUCUUGUAGAGCAUCCCAUUGACCAUUUAUGUUAGCCUUUUCAAGUAUUUUAGAUUUGUC
This is a messenger RNA of Jatropha curcas, 1404 nucleotides long. RefSeq lists its product as uncharacterized. Lineage: Eukaryota; Viridiplantae; Streptophyta; Magnoliopsida; Malpighiales; Euphorbiaceae. Gene Ontology annotation, molecular function: protein binding. The record is from RefSeq and is a predicted model, not a curated record.